AUGAAAAGCAAAAUAAAUAUAUUAAAAGAUAGUAACAUAAAAACAUUCAAUACAUGUUUUGAUAAUAUAGAUUUGAACUUAGCUUCUUUAAAAAACCAAAAUUUGAAAAAUGGACCAGAAUUUUCUUUUUUUUAUGAAUAUGCACAUGAUAGACCAGUACUCUCUCUCUCCUUAGACGAAAGUGGAACUUAUCUGGCAACAGCUAGUGCAGAUCAUUCAAUACGUAUACACAAUCUAAAAAAUUUAUCAACAAUUAAAGAAUUAUAUCAUAAAAAGUGCGGUCAUUAUGACUGGGUAAAUGAAGUAUUUUUUACUAAGAAAAAUGAAGUUCUUUCAGGAGGAUUAGAUGGAAAAAUAUGUUUAUGGAAUACUACGUACUCUUGUAAAAUCCCUAAAAUAAAUAAAAUUAUGAAAUGUUCAGAAUAUUUAGAACAACAAAGAAAGGUUAGAGAAGUAAAAUUUAAAGCUUCUAAUAAUAUGAUCUCUUGUAAAGAAAUGUAUGCACAUCAUUCUACAAUUAGUGAUAUGAAAUUUGAUAAAACAAAUGAAAAAUGCAUUACUAGUAGUUAUGACAAAACACUAAAACUUUUUGACAUAAAAAAAUUCCGAGAAAUAUCCACUUACAAAGGUAAUCAUUUUUACCCAAUAACCAAAUUUUUAUGGCUACAAAAUAAAAUUAUAUCUGGAGAUAAAAAUGGAACAAUAUGCGUUUUUGACAUAGAAUCAUGCCAAGAAAUAUUCAAUGCAAAAAGUACACACAAUGGCAACAUAGGAGCAAUGAACUAUUUUUAUUUAUAUAUGAAUGAUAAUGAAACUUUCAUAACAGAUCCUAUUUUAAACAGAGAAAAAAAAAAUUUUUUUAAUUUACAAGGAAAUGAUUAUGACAAAAAAAAUAAUUCAAAAAAAGAUAUUGAGAAAUCUAUUAAUCGUGACAAUAUUAAUACAGUAAAUUCAGAUAAUUUAUAUGGUACAAAUAACAAUUAUUUAAAUUUAAAUAAUGAAAAAAUACCUUUAAUAGUAACGGGAGGUCAAACUGAUGGUACAAUAAAAGUAAGAGAUUUUCGAAUUUUUCAUAAAUAUAUAAGCUGUAAAAAAAUCCAUACAUCCAGCAUUAAUUGUAUUAUAACUUACAACUUAAAUAAUAAAACGUAUAUUAUUUCGUGUUCAGCCGAUGGUUUUUGUUAUCAAUUUGAGAUUCAAAGUAUAUGUUCUUCCAAUUUGAAUAAUUACUUGAAAAAAAUAUGUGUUAAUGAGCCUAUUUUAUCAGCAAGAUAUAUUGGAAAUCACUUAAUUUUGGUUGGUUCAUCUUUUGGAAAUUUAUUUUUGUUGGAUUUUUCUGAUUUUUCAGAAAGAAAAUUAACAGAACAACAAAAAAAUUUAACUGACAUAAAUAAUAUAAAUGAAAAUUUUAACAAUUUUAUUGAAAAACCACAUAUAUUAUAUGAUAAAACCAAUAGAAAUAUAUUGUGGGCUUUUGGUGCCUGUAAAAAAGGAGGAAUUAAUUGUAUAGAAUGUAUUUUUAUUUAUGAUUCUAAAAAUUUACUCAAAAAUGAAUUAGAAAUUUAUAGUAUUAUAGCAGCAGGUGAUGAUGGUAUCCCAAGUUUUUUAUAUAUACCUAACUCUUUUACAUAA
Messenger RNA from Plasmodium relictum, 1632 nucleotides. RefSeq names its product conserved Plasmodium protein, unknown function. The record is from RefSeq and is a predicted model, not a curated record. Gene Ontology annotation, molecular function: protein binding. Gene Ontology annotation, cellular component: nucleolus. NCBI's taxonomy places the organism in Eukaryota, Apicomplexa, Aconoidasida, Haemosporida, Plasmodiidae. Gene Ontology annotation, biological process: ribosomal large subunit assembly. The transcript is spliced from 2 exons. Bases 1 to 1632 code for a protein of 543 amino acids.